AUGGUAGUAGGGGAAGGUAUUAAGGCACAAUUAGCUCAAUUGACUGUACAAUCCACUCUUCGGCAGAGAAUCGUUGAGGCACAAGUGAGAGACUCUGAGUGGGAAAAGAUACUUAACGAGAUGGAGACAAAACCAGCUGAUGGGUAUUCCAAGGCAUCUGAUGAAAGACUGCUGUAUCAAGGUCGGUUGUGUGUACCAAUGGUAGAAGAGUUGAGAAAUGAAAUAUUAAAAGAAGCGCAUAGUUCCCCAUUCGUCAUGCAUCCGGGUGGUACCAAGAUGUAUCAAGACAUUAAGCCACACUUUUGUUGGCGUGGAAUGAAGAAAGAUAUAGCAGAAUUUGUCAUAUGUGUGAUUGUGGAUAGAUUAACAAAGACAAUACACUUCCUCCCUGAUAAAGCCACCUACACCGUGGACAAUUGGGCACAGCUGUACAUGAAGAAAAUUGUCAGGUUGCAUGGAGUUCCAGUGCCAAUUGUAUUAGAUCAAGAUCCACAUUUUACUUCAGUUAGCAGGGACUCCAGAAAUCGUUGGGUACUCGCCUAG
Cucurbita pepo subsp. pepo (vegetable marrow) is the source of this 543-nucleotide messenger RNA. NCBI's taxonomy places the organism in Eukaryota, Viridiplantae, Streptophyta, Magnoliopsida, Cucurbitales, Cucurbitaceae. The record is from RefSeq and is a predicted model, not a curated record.